This is a messenger RNA of Girardinichthys multiradiatus, 15762 nucleotides long. RefSeq names its product low-density lipoprotein receptor-related protein 1-like. The transcript is spliced from 90 exons. NCBI's taxonomy places the organism in Eukaryota, Metazoa, Chordata, Actinopteri, Cyprinodontiformes, Goodeidae. The coding region runs from base 501 to 14210 and encodes 4569 amino acids. The record is from RefSeq and is a predicted model, not a curated record. Gene Ontology annotation, molecular function: calcium ion binding; protein binding.
UGCGGCCAGCGGCAGCAGAGGUGGUGGGGAGAAGAGGAGCAUUUGAUCAGCGUCUGUAUGCGCCCCCCGCCCCCUGUGGCUCCUUCACCGGCACAAGGAGAACAAAAGACGGACAAAUUGCCUGAUCACAGGCGCCUGCCCUGCUGCUGCUUCUUCUUCAUCAUCGAGACUGCACAUCGGGGGUUAUUAGCUUGAUGCUCAAUUCCGCCUGCUAGCCUUUGUGGCAGGGCUCUCCAUGCACCCAAGGACCCCCUGAUCUACACGCUCCUUCACCCCCAGAAGCGGGCAGGGAGAAGCCUCAGCUCCUUGCAUUGGCACUCUACAAACCAGAUCAGCCUCCGAGUGGGCAGGCAGCAGCCGGGACUGCGCAGACCUCCGGCUGAGGAGCAUCUUCUGCCCCUGGGCUCGGUUCUACACGCCGUCGCCUUGCGUGCAGCCUUUACAGCCUGACAGGAACCGAGGGACGAUUAAUGUGCAGACUCCAUCGCAGAUAGGAUACAAUGUUGCGCAUCGCGGCCAACGUGUUGGUGGCAGGGCUGCUUUUCUUGAGAUUUCUGCACAGUUUGGAGGUGGUCGCUCCGUCCAGGGCUGUCGAUGCCCCCAGGAGUUGCAGCCCGAAGCAGUUUGUGUGUAAGGAUGGGGUGACUUGCAUCUCUAAAGGUUGGCGCUGUGAUCGUGAGAAGGACUGCCCAGACGGUUCAGAUGAGGAUCCUGAUGUUUGCCCACACAGCACUGUUUCGCAAUGCCCACCCAAUGAGUACCAGUGUGUGGGGACGGAGCUGUGUAUCCACAUGAGCAAACUAUGCAACGGGGUUUCGGACUGCACUGACGGCUGGGAUGAGGGACCUCACUGCAGAGUGUUUAUAUCCAACUGCUCGAUCAAUGGCUGUCAGGAAAGCUGUGCGGUCACUCCGCAGGGCCCAGCUUGUUACUGUAAGAGUGGCUAUGAGAUCAGCCACGAUGGAAGAACAUGCAAAGACUUCGAUGAGUGCAGUGUGUAUGGGACCUGCAGCCAGACCUGUACAAACAUCGACGGCUCCUACACCUGUUCCUGUGUGGAGGGCUAUCUGCCGCAGCCAGACAACCGUUCCUGCAAAGCCAAAAACGUUCCGGUGGAUCGGCUGCCGGUCCUCCUGAUUGCCAACUCUCAGAACAUCCAAGCCACCUCCCUGAGCGGCUCCACGGUCCACAGCCUUCUGUCCACCAGCACCAAACAAACCACAGCUAUGGACUUCCUUUAUGCUAAGGAGACGGUCUGCUGGAUCCACGUGGGAGACUCUCCCUCGUCCACACACCUUAAAUGUGCAUCGAUCCCGAAUCUGAAGAGCUUCAUGGAAGAAAGAGUCAUCAACAUCUCCUUCAGCCUUCAUCAUGUGGAACAGAUGGCCAUUGACUGGCUCACCGGAAACUUCUACUUUGUGGAUGAUGUGGACGACAGGAUCUUUGUGUGUGACAAGGAUGGGCAGACAUGCGUAACCCUCCUGGACCAGGAGCUGUACAACCCUAAAGGCAUUGCUCUGGACCCCACCAUGGGGAAGGUGUUCUUUACAGAUUACGGUCAGAUCCCUAAGGUGGAGCGCUGUGACAUGGAUGGCCAGAACCGCACCAAACUCGUCGACAGCAAGAUUGUGUUCCCCCAUGGCAUUACGCUGGACCUCGUCAGCAGGCUGGUGUAUUGGGCUGAUGCUUACCUGGACUACAUCGAGGUGGUGGACUAUGAGGGCAAGAACAGGCACACCAUCAUACAGGGGCUGCUGAUUGAGCAUCUGUACGGGUUGACCGUGUUUGAAAACUAUCUGUAUGCCACCAACUCAGACAAUGCUAACAUGCAGCCUAAAACCAGUGUGAUCAGGAUUAACCGGUUUAACAGCACAGACUACCAAGUAGUGACCAGAGUGGACAAAGGAGGAGCUCUCCAUGUGUACCACCAGAGACGUCAGCCUCCAGUGCGCAGCCACGCAUGUGAGGUGGAUCAGUUUGGGAAGGCUGGAGGCUGCUCCGACCUCUGCCUCCUCGGGAACGGACAUAAGACCCGGACGUGCCGCUGUCGCUCUGGAUUCAGUCUGGGCAGUGAUGGAAAGUCCUGCAAAAAGCCUGAGCACGAACUGUUCCUGUUCUACGGUAAGGGCCGUCCAGGUGUCAUCAGGGGCAUGGAUAUGAACGCCAAGGUACAAGAUGAGUACAUGAUCCCGAUCGAGAACCUGAUGAACCCCAGAGCUCUUGACUUUCAUGCUGCGAGCGAGUUCAUUUACUUUGCCGACGCCACGAGCUACAUCAUUGGGCGACAGAAGAUCGAUGGAACAGAGAGGGAUACAAUUCUGAAAGAAGGGAUCCACACAGUCGAGGGUAUUGCUGUGGACUGGAUAGCCAACAACUUGUACUGGACAGAUGACGGGCCAAAGAAGACGAUCAGCGUAGCUCGACUGGAAAAGGCUUCCCAGACCCGCAAAACCCUCAUCGAGGGGAAAAUGACUCAUCCUCGUGCCAUUGUGGUGGAUCCUCUUAACGGGUGGAUGUAUUGGACAGAUUGGGAAGAGGACCCCAAAGAGAGCAAGAGAGGCAAAAUUGAGCGGGCUUGGAUGGACGGCUCCAACAGAAAUGUCUUCCUGACCAGCAAAACAGUGCUGUGGCCCAAUGGUCUCAGCUUGGACAUCCCGCAGGGCAUCCUGUACUGGGUGGAUGCCUACUACGACCGGAUCGAGAUGGUCUACCUCAACAGCUCCGGGCGAAAGACAGUGUACGAAGGUCAAGAGCUGAACCACGCCUUCGGUCUUUGCCACUAUAAACACUUCUUGUUUUGGAAUGAGUACCGAAGCGGGAGCAUUUACAAACUGGACACCACCACUGGCACCACCACUCUGCUUCGCAACGAGCGCCCGCCCAUCUUUGAGAUCCGGAUGUACGACGCUCAGCAGCAGCAAGGUACUAAUAUAUGUCGUGUGCACAACGGAGGCUGUAGCAGUCUGUGUCUGACCAUACCAGGGGGCAGACAAUGCGCUUGUGCAGAAGACCAAAUACUGGACCCGGCUGACAACAUCAGUUGCAAAGCCAAUCCGUCUUACAUCCCCCCACCUCAGUGCCAGCCAGGGGAGUUUGCUUGUAAGAACAACCGCUGCAUCCAGGAGCGCUGGAAGUGUGACGGGGACAACGACUGUCUGGACAGCAGCGAUGAGACUCCAGAGUUGUGCCACCAGCACACUUGCCCUGCUGACAGAUUUAAGUGCAAGAACAACCGGUGCAUCCCUUUACGCUGGCUGUGUGACGGGGACAACGACUGCGGCAACGACGAGGACGAAUCCAACACCACCUGCUCAGCUCGGACCUGCCCGCCCAACCAGUUCUCCUGCACCAGUGGGCGCUGCAUUCCUGUUUCCUGGACGUGUGACCUGGAUGAUGACUGUGGCGAUCGGUCAGAUGAACCUGCAUCGUGUGCCUACCCCACCUGUUUCCCCCUCACACAAUUUACCUGCAACAACGGGCGCUGCAUCAACAUCAACUGGCGCUGCGAUAAUGAUAAUGACUGCGGGGACAACAGCGAUGAAGCUGGGUGUCGGCAUUCCUGCUCCAGCGCCCAGUUCAAGUGUAACAGCGGCCGCUGCAUCCCAGAUUACUGGACCUGUGAUGGAGAUAAUGACUGUGGGGACUACAGCGACGAGACCCAUGCAAACUGCACCAACACGGCCACACGUCCUCCUGGUGGUUGUCACAUUGAUGAGUUUCAGUGUCGGAUGGACGGCCUAUGCAUCCCGCUGCGUUGGCGCUGCGAUGGAGACACCGACUGCAUGGACAUGAGCGAUGAGAAGAACUGCGAAGGCGUCACGCACAUGUGUGAUCCAGCGGUGAAGUUUGGUUGCAGAGACUCUGCUCGCUGCAUCAGCAAAGCUUGGGUUUGUGAUGGCGACAGCGACUGUGAGGACAACUCAGAUGAGGAAAACUGCGAAGCGCUGGUGUGCAAGCUCUCCCACCACUUGUGUGCCAGCAACUCCACCAUCUGCCUGCCUGCAGAGAAAAUCUGCGAUGGCACUGACGACUGCCCAGAUGGCUCUGAUGAGAAACUCUGUGAUCUCUGCUCUAUGAACAACGGCGACUGCAGCCAUAACUGCACGGUGGCCCCCGGUGAGGGCGUGAUCUGCUCAUGUCCACUGGGCAUGGAGCUGGGCUCUGACAACAAGACGUGUCAGAUCCAGAGCUUCUGCGCCAAACACCUGAAGUGCAGUCAGCGCUGCGAACAGGACAAGUUCAGUGUUAAAUGCUCGUGUUACGAUGGUUGGGAGCUGGAGCCUGAUAUGGAGAACUGCAAGAGCACAGAUCCAUUUAAGCCAUUUAUUAUUUUCUCAAACCGCCAUGAAAUCCGGCGCAUUGAUCUGAACAAGGGGGAGUUCAGUGUCUUGGUACCGGGCCUCAGAAACACCAUCGCCCUGGAUUUCCAUCUCAACCAGAGUUCCCUUUACUGGACUGACGUAGUGGAGGACAAGAUCUAUCGUGGGAAGUUGUCUGAAAAUGGAGCUUUAACCAGCUUUGAUGUAGUGAUCCAGUACGGAUUGGCUACACCUGAGGGUCUGGCAGUGGACUGGAUAGCGGGAAAUAUUUACUGGGUGGAAAGCAACCUUGAUCAGAUCGAAGUGGCCAAGUUGGACGGCACCAUGAGGACUACUCUGCUGGCUGGGGAAGUGGAACACCCUAGAGCUAUUGCUCUCGACCCCCGUGAUGGAAUUCUGUUCUGGACAGACUGGGAUGCUAGCUUACCAAGGAUUGAGGCUGCAUCUAUGAGCGGAGAAGGCAGGAAGACAAUCCAUAAGGAGACAGGCAGUGGAGGCUGGCCUAACGGGCUCACUGUUGAUUAUCUGGAGCGGCGUAUAUUGUGGAUUGAUGCCAGGUCUGAUGCCAUUUAUUCUGCAAAGUAUGAUGGUUCUGGACUGAUCGAGGUUCUGAGGGGCCACGAGUACCUCUCACAUCCAUUUGCCGUCACCAUGUAUGGUGGAGAGGUUUACUGGACGGACUGGAGGACCAACACGCUGGCCAAGGCAAACAAGUGGACUGGGAACAAUGUGACUGUUGUCCAGAGAACUAAUACACAACCUUUUGACCUGCAGGUCUAUCAUCCAUCCAGACAGCCACAAGCUCCUAACCCCUGUGCAGCUAAAGAAGGCAAAGAACCCUGCUCCCACCUCUGUCUGAUCAACUACAAACAGACGUUUUCGUGUGCUUGUCCUCACCUUAUGAAGUUGGGCCCUGACAAACGAACAUGUUUUGAGUCUCGUCAGUUUCUGCUAUAUGCUCGACAAAUAGAGAUCAGAGGAGUGGACAUAGAUAACCCAUACUACAACUACAUCAUCUCCUUCACCGUGCCGGACAUCGACAACGUGACCGUAGUGGACUAUGAUGCUCUAGAGCACCGCAUCUACUGGUCAGAUGUGCGAACACAAACAGUCAAGAGAGCAUUUAUUAAUGGAACCGGAGUUGAGACUGUGGUCUCUGCUGAUCUACCCAAUACACAUGGCUUGGCGGUGGACUGGGUGUCUAGGAACCUGUUCUGGACUAGUUAUGAUGCCAAUAAGAAACAGAUUAACGUCGCCAGACUGGAUGGCUCCUUUAAAAAUGCUGUCAUCCAGGGCUUGGACAAACCACACUGUCUAGUGAUGCAUCCAGUACUGGGGAAGCUGUACUGGACAGAUGGCGACAACAUCAGCAUGGCCAACACAGAUGGCAGCAACCGCAGUGUCCUCUUCACCAACCAAAAGGGCCCUAUUGGCCUCUCCAUUGACUUUGAUACGAAUCAGCUCUACUGGAUCAGCUCAGGAAACGGCACCAUCAACCGCUGUAAACUGGACGGUUCUGGACUAGAGACGCUUGAAGGCGCCAAGGGCAAGCUCAUCAAGGCUACAGCUCUUGCUAUUAUGGGGGAUAAGUUGUGGUGGGCGGACCAGGGAACUGACCAGAUAGGAACAUGUGAUAAGAAAGAUGGUGGCAACUGGAAGGUCCUGAGGAACAGCACUUCGCCCAUGAUGCACAUGAAGAUCUACAACGAAACUGUGCAAAAAGGCACCAAUCUCUGCAGCAAAAACAAUGGAGACUGCUCCCAGCUAUGCCUCCCCACGUCCCCGACCACCAGAACCUGCAUGUGCACUGCAGGAUACAGCCUGCGAACCGGGCAGCAGUCUUGCGAGGGAGUGGGCUCUUUCCUUCUGUAUUCUGUUCAUGAAGGGAUUCGUGGCAUUCCUUUAGACCCUUCAGACAAGUCUGAUGCUCUGGUGCCAGUCUCUGGCACCUCACUAGCUGUUGGCAUAGAUUUUCAUGCUGAGAAUGACACAAUCUACUGGGUGGAUAUGGGCCUGAGUACCAUCAGCAGGGCCAAGAGAGAUCAGACCUGGAGAGAAGACGUGAUUACUAAUGGCAUUGGGAGAGUAGAGGGAAUCGCUGUUGACUGGAUAGCUGGAAACAUCUAUUGGACCGACCAAGGUUUCGAUGUGAUCGAGGUGGCUCGACUGAAUGGCUCCUUCCGUUUCGUGGUGAUCUCCCAGGGCCUGGACAAGCCACGGGCCAUCACUGUAAAUCCUGAGAAAGGCUACCUGUUCUGGACGGAGUGGGGUCAGUACCCUCGUAUCGAACGGUCUCGCCUGGAUGGUUCACAGAGGGCAAUCCUGGUUAACUCUAGUAUCAGCUGGCCCAAUGGGAUCUCCAUUGAUUAUAAGGAGGGUCUGCUGUACUGGUGUGAUGCCAGGACAGACAAGAUUGAGCGCAUUAACUUGGAGACUGGAGAAAAUAGGGAGGUGGUGCUGGCCAGCAACAACAUGGACAUGUUCUCUGUGUCUGUGUUUGAGAGCUACAUCUACUGGAGUGAUAGGACGCAUGCUAAUGGUUCUAUUAAGAGAGGCAGCAAGGACAAUGCAACAGACUCCGUCUCUCUGAGAACUGGUAUUGGGGUGCAGCUUAAGGAUAUCAAGGUUUUCAACAGGGCCAGACAACAAGGAACUAAUGUGUGCAAGGUCAACAACGGCGGCUGCGAGCAGCUCUGUCUUUACCGUGGCAACGGCCAGCGCACUUGCGCCUGCGCUCACGGCAUGUUGGCCGAGGAUGGCCAAGGCUGCCGCGACUACGACGGCUACCUUCUCUACUCGGAGCGCACCAUACUGAAAAGCGUCCACUUGUCGGACGAGAACAACCUGAACGCGCCCAUAAAGCCGUUUGAAGACCCAGAACACAUGAAGAACAUAAUUGCACUCACAUUUGAUUAUAGAGGAGGAGGGGCCAAAGGAGCCAACCGCAUCUUCUUCAGUGACAUUCAUUUUGGUAACAUCCAGCAGAUCAGCAGUAAUGGAUCGGACCGCAGAACUGUUGUAGAGAAUGUGGGCUCUGUGGAGGGCUUGGCAUACCACAGGGGCUGGGAUAUGUUAUACUGGACCAGCUACACUACCUCAACCAUCACCCGUCACACUGUGGACCAAAGCCGCUGGGGCGCCGUUGACCGGAACACCGUGGUCAGCAUGUCGGGAGACGACCACCCGAGGGCCUUCGUGCUUGAUGAGUGUCAGGGCCUGAUGUUUUGGACCAACUGGAAUGAGCACUCUCCCAGCGUCAUGCGUGCCACGCUGACUGGUUCUAACGUGCUGGUGAUCAUCGGCACAGAUAUCAGAACCCCCAACGGGCUGGCCAUUGACCACCGGGCUGAAAAGCUUUACUUGUCUGAUGCCACUCUUGACAAGAUUGAGCGCUGCGAGUAUGAUGGCAGUCAGAGAUACGUGGUGCUGAAGAAAGAGCCGGCCCAUCCGUUUGGCCUGGCUGUAUUUGGAGACUACAUCUUCUGGACGGACUGGGUCAAGAGGGCUGUGCUUCGGGCCGACAAAUACACCGGGGGCGAAAUGAAGGUGUUGCGAGCUGACAUCCCCCAGCAGCCCAUGGGCAUUGUUGCGGUGGCCAAUGACACUAACAGCUGUGAGUUCUCUUUGUGCCGCGUCCAUAAUGGAGGAUGUCAGGACCUGUGUCUGCUGAGCUCUGAAGGAAGAGUUACCUGCAGCUGCCGUGGCGACCGAAAGCUUUUGGAAGAUAACACCUGUACUGGCAUGAACUCCACAUGUACCGGCGUUGAUGAGUUUGAGUGUGGAAACGGAGACUGCAUCAACUACACUCUGACUUGCGAUGGCAUGGCUCACUGCAAAGACAAGUCUGACGAGAAACAGUCCUACUGUGCCAAUCGUGUGUGCAAGAAGGGCUACAGGCGGUGCGUGAAUGGCCACUGUGUUGGGCACAGCUCCUGGUGCAACGGGCAGGAUGACUGUGGAGACAAUUCGGAUGAAGUCUUCUGUAACACCACGUUGUGCUCAGUUGAUCAGUUCCAGUGCCGAGACGGAAGCUGCAUCUCCAACUCCAGCAAGUGUAACCAGAAGGUGGACUGUGAGGACGCGAGUGAUGAAAUGAACUGUCCUCCCACGGACUGCUCCUCUUACUUCCAUCUGGGAGUGAAGAGUGUGAUCUUUCAGAAGUGUGAGUUCACCACCCUCUGCUACGCCCCCUCAUGGCAAUGUGACGGAGCCAAUGACUGCGGGGACUUCUCAGAUGAAAGGAACUGCCCGGGGACCGGUAGGACCAAGUGUCCCUUACCCUUCUUUGAAUGCCCGAGCGGCCGCUGCAUCCCGAUGAGCUGGACGUGUGACGGUGAAAAUGACUGUGAGAACGGUGCUGACGAAAAUAAAUGCGAUAAGGUCUGCUCACCGUCGCAGUUUGAGUGUAAGAACCACCGCUGUAUUUACAGCCGCUGGGUUUGUGACGGCGCUGAUGACUGCGGUGACGGCAGCGACGAGGGCGUUCACUGCAAGAAUAAAACUUGCAGUCCAGAGACAUUUCGCUGUCCUGGAUCAAAUGUGUGCAUUCCUCAGCGCUGGAAGUGCGACGGCGACAAAGACUGCGCCGAUGGGGCCGACGAGAGCGUCACAGCAGGAUGUGUCUUCAACGACACAUGCAGCGCUGACGAGUUCAUGUGCCAGAGCCGCGAGUGUAUCCCCAAACACUUCGUGUGUGACCAUGACAGAGACUGCAGAGACGGCUCCGAUGAGUCCCCGGAGUGCAACUACCCACCAUGUGGUCCUGACAGUUUCCGCUGCUCUAACGGAAGCUGUCUGCUCCAUAAGUCCUGGGAGUGUGAUGGAGAGUUUGACUGCCAUGACCAUUCAGAUGAAGCACCGAAAAACCCUCGCUGUUUAAGUCCAGAAAAGAAAUGCAAUGACAGCGCGUACGCCUGCAGUAAUGGAAAGUGCAUCGCUGAGGCUCUGCUCUGUAACCAUAAGGAUGACUGCGGGGAUGGUUCUGAUGAGUUGAACUGCUUCAUCAAUGAGUGUCUGAACAGUAAACUGAGUGGCUGCUCGCAGCUCUGUGAGGACCUGAAAAAAGGCUUCAAGUGCCGAUGCCACCCGGGCUUCCGUCUCAAAGAUGAUAGGAAGACCUGCGUGGACAUAGAUGAAUGCACGACCUCUUAUCCCUGCACGCAGCGCUGCAUCAACACUCAUGGGAGUUACCAUUGUCUGUGCGUGGAGGGUUUCCAGCUCAGUCCCGAAAACCCAACCAUAUGCAAAUCCGUCUCUGACGAGGAGCCGUACCUCAUCUUUGCCAACCGCUAUUACCUGAGGAAGCUCAAUUUGGAUGGCUCCAACUAUACACUGCUCAAACAAGGCUUAAACAAUGCCGUGGCUCUGGACUUCGACUAUCGCCAGCAGAUGAUUUAUUGGACAGAUGUCAACACGCAGGGCAGCAUGAUCCGACGGAUGCACAUCAACGGCAGCAACGUUCAGGUUCUUCACCGCACAUUGCUCAACAAUCCUGACGGUCUGGCAGUGGACUGGGUCGGAGGAAACCUGUACUGGUGUGAUAAGGGUCGGGACACUAUUGAGGUGUCAAAGCUGAAUGGAGCAUACCGUACGGUUCUGGUCAAUAGCGGUCUGAGGGAGCCACGUGCUAUUGCUGUGGAUGUUCGCUAUGGGUACUUGUACUGGUCUGACUGGGGUGACAACCCUCACAUUGGGAGGAUCGGGAUGGACGGCAUGAACAGGAGUGUCAUCAUUAAGGAUAAGAUCACCUGGCCUAACGGCUUAGCCCUGGACUUUAUCAAUGACCGCAUCUACUGGGCGGACGCUCGAGAAGACUACAUCGCGUUUACAAGCAUGGAUGGAACCAACAGACACACAGUCCUGUCUCAGGAUAUUCCCCACAUCUUUGCCAUGACUCUGUUUGAGGAGUACAUCUACUGGACAGACUGGGAGACAAAGUCUAUCAACAGAGCUCAUAAGACACAGGGAACCAACAAGACCAUGCUGAUCAGCACCCUGCACAGGCCAAUGGACAUCCAUGUAUUCCACCCGUAUCGCCAGCCUGAUGUGGUAGGCCACCCGUGUCAGAUAAACAACGGCGGCUGCAGUAACCUGUGUUUGCUCUCACCUGGUGGGGGCUACAAGUGUGCAUGCCCCACCAACUUUUACCUGGCCUCUGAUGGCAAACAGUGUCUGUCCAAUUGCACUGCGAGCCAGUUUGUCUGCAAAAACGACAAGUGCAUUCCAUUUUGGUGGAAGUGUGACACAGAGGAUGAUUGUGGGGAUCGCUCAGACGAACCUGCCGACUGCCCUGAGUUUAAGUGCAAACCGGGCCAGUUUCAGUGCGGCACGGGCAUCUGCACCAACCCUGCCUACAUCUGUGAUGGAGACAACGAUUGUCAGGACAACUCUGACGAAGCCAACUGCGACAUUCAUGUGUGCCUGCCGAAUCAGUUCAAGUGUACCCACCCCAAUCGAUGUAUCCCGGUAAUCUUCCGGUGCAACGGCCAGGACAACUGCGGGGAUGGAGAGGAUGAAAAGGACUGCCCGGACGUCACAUGUGCUCCCAACCAGUUCCAGUGUGCCAUGAGUAAGCGCUGCAUCCCGAGAGUGUGGGUAUGUGAUCGGGACAAUGACUGCGUGGAUGGAUCUGAUGAGCCCGCCAACUGCACUCAAAUGACGUGUGGCAUGGACGAGUUCCGCUGCAAGGACUCGGGCCGUUGCAUCCCGGCACUCUGGAAGUGCGAUGGCGAGGCGGACUGCGGGGACGCCUCAGACGAACCCAAAGAUGAGUGUGACGAGCGAACAUGCGAGCCUUACCAGUUUCGGUGCAAAAACAACCGUUGUGUGCCCGGCCGCUGGCAGUGCGACUACGACAACGACUGUGGGGACAACUCAGAUGAGGAGAAGUGUGUGCCUCGAAAGUGUUCAGAGAGUGAGUUUGCCUGCACGAAUGGUCGUUGUAUUGCUGGCCGCUGGAAGUGCGACGGGGACCACGACUGUGCCAAUGGGUCAGAUGAGGAUGGCUGUGAUGUGAAGUGCGACAGCGAUCAGUUCCAGUGCAAAAACGGCCACUGCAUUCCCAUCCGCUGGCGCUGUGAUUCGGAUGUUGACUGCAUGGAUGGAAGUGAUGAGGAGAAAUGCGACAGUAGUGUGGGUAGACACUGCAGCCAGGAGGAAUUCCAGUGCAACAACACUCUUUGUAAACCUCUUCGCUGGAUGUGUGACGGUGAGGACGACUGUGGAGACAAUUCAGAUGAAAGCCCAGCAGAGUGUGUUAGGUUCCUGUGCCCACCCACGAGGCAGUUUCGUUGCCAUAACGACCGGGUGUGCGUGCCGGUCUCAAAGCGCUGCGAUGAUGUGAACAACUGUGGGGACAACAGCGACGAGCUCAACUGUCCAACACAUCCGUUGACGCCACUAUGCCAGAAGAACCAAUUCCAGUGCUCCAACAGUCGCUGCAUCAGCACCGAUCUGCUCUGCAACCACUUCAACGACUGUGAGGACUACGGAUCUGACGAAAUGAGCUGCGAUAAGAAAGCAGAUACAACGCUGAGUGAAUGCCGCAGCAACGUGACCAUGUGCGGAGAUGGUGACGAAGCACACUGUGUCAUCAACGGCACCGUCUCCUUCUGCUCCUGCAAGCCCGGCUUCCAGUCCAGCGGACAGAACAGAUGCCAGGAUAAGAACGAGUGCAAGCAGUUUGGAGUUUGUUCCCACAUGUGCAACAACACCAAAGGCUCCCACAAGUGCAGCUGCCACAAGCAUUUCAGCAGAAUAAAUAACACCUGCAAGGCUGAUGCUCAGGGACACGUGCUUUACCUCGGGGACGACAAUGAAAUCCGCAGCCUGGAUCCCUCUGUGCCAAACUGGCGCUACGAGCUGAUUUUCCAGGGUGACGCUAACGUGCGCAUCGAUGCCAUGGACCUGCAUGUGAAGACAAAUCGCCUUUACUGGACCAACUGGCACACAGGCCGCAUUUCUUACUAUGACUUGCCGUCCUCGUCCUCCUCCCAAAACAGCAACCGAAACAGACGCCAGAGCGAUUCCCGGGUUGUCAACCUUGAGAUUCCAGAACUGAAGAUGCCCCGUGGCAUUGCUGUGGACUGGGUGGCAGGGAACUUGUACUGGACUGACUCUGGCAGAGACGUCAUCGAGGUGGCACAAAUGGGCGGAGGACAGCACCGCAAGACCCUGAUUUCUGGCAUGAUCGAUGAGCCUUAUGCUAUUGUGGUUGACCCCCAGAGAGGGAAAAUGUACUGGGCCGAUUGGGGCAACCAUCCAAAGAUAGAAACAGCAGCUAUGGACGGAACCAUGAGAGAAACACUGGUUGAAGAAAACAUCCAGUGGCCAACUGGUUUGGCGGUUGACUACUUCAAUGAGCGUCUGUACUGGGCCGACGCCAAACUUUCCCUGAUUUGCAGCGUGAGGCUAGAUGGCAGCGAUGUGGUCGUGGCUGCGAACACUUUGAAAAACAAGCUCCAUCAUCCGUUCAGCAUCGACCUUUUUGAGGACCACAUCUACGGCGUCACCUACAUGAACAAUUCCGUCUUCAGAGUGAACAAGUUCGGGAAAGGGCCCAUUGAGAACCUUGCGAAUGGAAUGAACCACGCCACGGAUCUGGUGUUGCACCACAAAUACAAGCAACCGGACGUGAACAACCCCUGUGACAGGAAGAAAUGUGAGUGGCUCUGUCUGCUCAGCCCCAGUGGACCGGUCUGCAUCUGUCCCAACGGGCGUACCUUGGACAACGGCACCUGCGUGGAGCUGCCGACUCCUACCUUGUCUCCUCUCUCUCCCCCCAGUGGUCCCUGCGACACCCAGUGCAUGAACGGUGGCAGCUGCAUCCUGAACGCCCACAUGCAGCCAAAGUGUCGCUGCCAGCCUAACUACAGAGGUGAUCGAUGUGAGAUUGAUCAGUGCAAGGACUACUGCAGGAAUGGAGGCGCAUGCACACCCUCCCCUACAGGUUCUCCUACCUGCAGAUGCCUGAUGGGAUUCACAGGACCCACCUGUAACCUGCACACAUGUAAGAAUUACUGCAAGAACGGAGGCAACUGCACCGUCAGUGCUGGAAAUCAGCCCACCUGUCGCUGCCCUGCUGACUUCCUGGGAGACCACUGCCAGUACAGAAGAUGUGAAGGCCACUGUCUUAACGGCGGUACCUGCCUGCAGAUUGAGACUGGCGCUAAAUCGUGCCGCUGUUUGCCCCGGUACAUCGGCGCCACCUGCGACAUCGACAGGUGUCACUACUGCCGGGAUGGCGAGUGCAUCCCUAAGGAUGGGUUUGUUACUACGGGGGAUUUCACUUGUCGCUGCACAGAUGGCAGGAACCAGCCCAGCUGUUACACAUGUGAUACAAAUGAGUACUGUGCGAACGGCCAGUGCACUAUUAACCCCAUCACCCGCCUUCCAGAGUGCAGAUGUUCUCCUGGCUGGUCGGGGCAUCGCUGUGAGUCUGUGGCCAGCGGCAGUGAAAGCACCAGUUCAACUGGACGUACAGCUUCUAUUGUGGUCACGGUGUUGAUCCUGCUGCUGCUGGUCCUCCUUGCUGCAGGGGUCUUGUGGUACAGAAGAAGAAUGAGAGGGUCUAGCCGGCCCGGAAAAACCGGCUCCAAACGCUUGCGGGCAAAGGGCUUCCAGCACCAAAGGAUGACCAACGGGGCCAUGAACGUUGAGAUCGGAAACCCUGCUUACAAGAUCUACGAGGGCGAGCCCGAGGAUGAUGCCGGGGAGCUGCUGGACGCAGAUUUCACUCUGGAUCCAGACAAGCCCACCAAUUUCACAAACCCUGUAUACGCCACCCUGUACAUGGGCGCUCACAACAGUCGCAACUCCCUAGCCAGCACAGACGAGAAGAAGGAGCUGCUAUCGCGUGGAGAUGAGGAGCCCCUCGUAGACCCCCUGGCAUAGAUUGUCCAUCACCUUCAUCACACUACUCCUAAAUACAUCAUUCUUCUUGCCUUUUAAAGAAAAACUAAACUACAAAAAAAAAAUCAAAAACAAGUGUGAGAGAAAAUCGCUGAAGUGUGAACACUGUAUAAAAUGUACAAAAUGAAGGACUACUUUUGUAUGUGAUUGCAGUAUUAUAUUUUGUUCUUUUGAGAUUCCUCUGGUCAAAAAUAAAACAACGAAAUAGCAUUUUUUAUGAGAUUUUUGAUUUACACUUUGUCCUUCACCCUUCACCUAAAUAGCCACUACCUCCGUAAGUGAAAAACACAAAAACAGUGAAAUGGAAACAGGAAAAUCAGAAGAGAAGAUGCUACCAUUGGAGCAAUUUUAAUUUUUUUAUUUUUGUAUGAACUGUAUAGAUGAGAAAACAUAAUGUUCUAUUUUAACCAGUGCCAACUGUUUGUGUUGACUUUGAGCGAGAAAAGGAGAUAAAACUGAAAGUUUUCUGAAUCGGUAUGUACAGUAAUGUCAUCCUGCAGGACUGUGUGAGAAGGCUCGUGUAUAGCACAUAGUAAAAUGUCUGUACCAGAUGCCAGCUACAGUAUUUUCCACCUUAUUUUUAUUCCUUCAGAGAACAAUGUUCAUAAAAUGAUUGUGUUGUCUUCCUUGCACAGAGCCACUCAGUUUACGGUACAGCGUGCACUGCAGGCUUUUUAGGGCAAGGUGUGAAGGACGUGUGGGUGUGUGUGACUGCAGGACGAUAAUGUUGCAGUGGGUGUGAUAGUCCAUACAGGGAGAUUAGAGGUUUUAUAGUUAUGGUGGCUGAUCUGCAGAUGUAAAACUUUGAUGUACAGUAGGUGUCAUAUCUGCACUAUUUAGCUCUAUGUUACAAAGGUCUUCCUCCAAAUGAAAAGGAAGGGUUGGAGCUUUUUGCUGGUCUUUUAAUUCCCUGUGUAUUUCUUUAAAAGAUCAGAUUACACUCGUCUGGCUCUGUGAAUAAAUGUAUUUUUUUGCCUUUCGCAAAUCAAAGUCUGUACGUUCACAGUUCUGUAACGACUGAUGUCUGAAGUGCAUUAUGUCCAUCUGUCCUUAGCAGUUCUCGAUUUACUGUCCUCCGUGCCCUGCUGCUGCUAAUGCUGCCGCUCUGGUCCUUACGCUCGGCCUCUGUCCCCAAAAUGCUGCUUCUGUCAGAAAAGCGUCAGCCAUAUCUUAACUCUCGAGUGAGAUGAUACGACUCUUUAAUGUGACGAUGAGUUUUUGCUUUGCUUACCUGUCCAGUGUUAUUUUACGCUGUUUAAUGUGUACGUUUUUGUCUUAAAACUGAGAGUACAAUCAUUUUACCUAAAGAACACUUUUGCUGAAUAAUACGUACAUUUCCAGGACCUUUAUUAUUUCGGAUCAGUCAUUUUUGUUACGUUUAAAUCAGAAAUGACGCAUAGCUUUUAUAUAGUACACCAUGCAUGGAAGCUCCAACUUUCUUCUGGAAAGAGAACAAUGUUUCAUUUUUGCUGGAGUACUUUACAAACUAAAUAAGAUAUUGUCAUAAAUAAAAUUUUUUAAAUUGUACAGACAA